AUGCGUGAAGACCGCAGCGCGAAAGAUUCUGAGGCUGAGGCCCAUCGCCAGCUACGGAGUCGACAAACCAGGGGAUGGAAAUGCCCGCAAUGUGACCAGGCUUUCAAGAAAAGAGAACACAUGUCGUGGAGAAGGCAGCGCUGCUUUGAUGGCAGAGCCACCGACGCCCUUGCCUCCAGCUACUCUCUGAUAAGAGGCGCAGAUGUAGAAGCAGCUGCUAGCCACCCAUCACUCGACCAGGGAUCUGAUAUCAAUGACGACGUGUUGUCUACGAGUAAACCCCCUAAUGAACCAGCAUACUUGGCCGAGCCAACUGAUUCAAUGGGAGACAAUAGUUACCCACGGAAUCACUGGGCUGCCUCCGGAACAGAUAUUGAACCUUCAAACUAUCUCUCUCCUUCCACAUACUCUUCUACACGCGCAGACACUACUUCUCUCAGUGCCGAUCAGGUUUCCACUGUCUGGGGAAGUUGGACUGAUUUGGGUUUGUUCGACUUUGGAGGUAAUGCUUAUGACCCAUCCUGGCUGGUUGGGGCAAGUUUUGACUUCAAUGCUCUAACUUCCUCCAUCUCGACAACUGGCUCGCCAUGGGUCUAUGGCGAUGCUUCUGCAAACUUGGCUCAAUGCCAUCCAAGUGAACGUUUAAACGAAGCAGACAACGCAGACGAGUCAACCACUGGCAACAACAUGCGGAAUCUUGUUCGAGACAGAUGGUACACACGACCAACAAUCGAAUCGGCGUCCCCUUAUGCACUAAAGAGACCGGAAAACCCGGAUCGGGUAGACGAAGCAUAUCGUGCUGGUCUCUCAAGCCGGUUGCGACCCUGUCUCCAGGAUGAUGUUUUGCCAUCUGCCGACUUUUUAAACACAUGCAUCAAGCUAUACUUUGCCAAGUUUCAGCCCGUCUUUCCCAUUGUUCACGCCCCUUCGUUUCGACCGUCUUCAGAGAAUGCUCUCUUACUCUUAUCCAUCUGCUCAUUGGGGGCCCUUUUCGUGGGAUCCGCCGGCGCUGCCGCUCGUGGUAGGGGAAUCUUCUUGAGGCUGAACAAGGCAAUUCUAGCAUCGUGGGAAGUAUAUUUCUACCGAGGCGGGCGCGAAGCAUUGGCUAUAACGCAAGCCGUUGCUCUGGGUCAGACAUUUGGAAUGCUCUCCGGCAAUCCAAACGAUCUUCUGUUGACUGAGAGCUUUCACGGCACCAUCAUUGCUUGGGCCCGGCAAGCUGGGAUGUUCCAGAUCAAAGAUUCCUUGUUGGAAGCGAAUCAUACUGACCCUGAUGAUGUGGAAGCGGCAUGGAGAUCUUGGUCCCAAGCAGAGGAAACUGUCCGUGUGCUGGCGGCACUGCACAUUCAUGACUCUGAGUUUGCAGGAAUUUUUCACCACGAACCGUUAUUACGACAUGACCCGGGAAGACUACCACGCUGCUGCCCAGAUGAGCUUUUCAUCGCCUCCACGGCUGCUCAGUGGCAAACGAUACUCAAGUCGCUUCACUCGUCUCUGCCUUCAACCGAGCCGCAGCAUCUAUCCUCUCUUGUUAUACCUGCAAUACCGAGUUCUCACUCAUUCAUGAACGCUUACGUCCAACUUUCCGGCUUCAACGCGGCAAUACAGGACGCUCGGUGUGCAGCCCCAAAUGAGGCAGUAAUUGGAGACUUUCGGAGCCGUCUGACAACUUGGUACGAAGCGUACUUUCCAAGUCUCCGUUACCCAAGUCGUGAUCCCCAUUGCCUCAUUGUGCUUUGGCACGAGGCAUUCAUGUCACUCUACGUAGGCUUCGAUCUGUUGGAACGUGUGAUAGGGCGCGAAGGGUCGCCCAUGAGGGACAGCGAUCUGACACGCAUCCGCGGCUGGGCGGCAGGUCUGGAGGGCCAGCGUUGCGUUGUUCACGCCAUGCUCAUCUACAAGCGCCUACAGACACUUCCCAUCAGUGCAGAGCCAGCCAUCCACGUACCAAAGGCGCUGUUCUAUGCAGGGCUGGUUGUAUAUUGCUAUGUCAAAUUUCGGCCAAGUGUAGAACCCCAUAGUGAUAUAGACAUUCCCGAGCUGAGAGCGGGUGAUCUUGGACGCGUGUCGGCUCAAGGUGCAGCAGAGCCGCCUACAGCCAGCCUUCGCCAAUUCGAUCCGAGCAUAUUGUACAACAUGACUGACCUUCUCCAUCGCCAAGGGCACUGGGAACUGUCCCGCAGAUUUGCCUCAAUCUUCGAGGCCCUUAUCGACAACAUUGCAGAUUCUAUAGUUGAUGAAUGCUGA
Messenger RNA from Trichoderma gamsii, 2247 nucleotides. RefSeq lists its product as hypothetical. The transcript is spliced from 5 exons. Bases 1 to 2247 code for a protein of 748 amino acids. Gene Ontology annotation, molecular function: zinc ion binding; DNA-binding transcription factor activity, RNA polymerase II-specific; RNA polymerase II cis-regulatory region sequence-specific DNA binding. Gene Ontology annotation, biological process: DNA-templated transcription; regulation of transcription by RNA polymerase II. Gene Ontology annotation, cellular component: chromatin. The record is from RefSeq and is a predicted model, not a curated record. NCBI's taxonomy places the organism in Eukaryota, Fungi, Ascomycota, Sordariomycetes, Hypocreales, Hypocreaceae.